AUGACAUUUUAUCUGCCUAAUCUUACAGAUAUGAUGGACAGAUUCCUCAUGUUUCGCAAUGCUACUCGCCCCCUUUCCCGGUACUUUGUCACGCAAGGUUCUCGGACUCGUCAUUUCCAUAGGAUCACCACAGAUUUCAUCACCCAAGACACAACAGGCAACUUGGUCUUAAAAAAGGUUCCCGUUGUUAUCGGGAACCCCGGGGAAGCCUAUGUGUUGAUUUACCCAACCGUCGGAGAAGCCUUUCGUGAUGCAAGCUCUACGGCGCCGGCGCAAGACCGAUGUAAACUAUCAUUUUUCCACAACACACAACAUUUCGGUCUCGCAUCACCGAGUUAUCCUCGUCUCUAUGUCCCAGUCCAAUUUCUCCGCCAAUCGGAAUCUAACACAAGCCCUGCAACCAUUUUUCUGACCGGAAAGAUGUAUGAGAUUGUCAUAGAUGGAACUGAGGAUGGUACAGUUUCAACUCCUGCCCAGACAGCCGAAUUUGCCGAACACUCGAGCGCUUCUGGGCAGAACCUGAAGCCCGCCCUUGAUCAACUGGAACAUAUGUGA
Messenger RNA from Penicillium crustosum, 555 nucleotides. RefSeq lists its product as uncharacterized. Bases 1 to 555 code for a protein of 184 amino acids. NCBI's taxonomy places the organism in Eukaryota, Fungi, Ascomycota, Eurotiomycetes, Eurotiales, Aspergillaceae. The record is from RefSeq and is a predicted model, not a curated record. The transcript has 3 exons.